AAAAGGUGUGCUGUGCUCUCACGUUUUCGGUUAUUUUUUCUAAAAUAAAUUAAAUAAAUUUCUUAGGAAACUCCAUUUACAAUGUCUGGCCGUGAGGGUGGCAAGAAGAAACCCCUAAAAGCUCCCAAAAAGGAAAGCAAGGAACUUGAUGAUGAUGAUCUGGCCUUAAAGCAAAAGCUAAAGGAACAACAGAAAGCUCUUCAGGAAGCGAAAGCCAAGGCAUCCCAAAAAGGUCCACUCACGCAAGGUGGCAUAAAGAAAUCAGGGAAAAAGUGACAAAAUAAUCUUUACUUCCAUAAUGUUUAAAAUAUAGGCUGUAAAUUUUUAUUGUAAGAAGGAAGAUCUUUAUUAUGAUAUCUUUUCUGAGCACUGCAAUUCAUGUAAAUCUUCUGACAAAUUUGUUUGAUAAAAUGCCAAGACUAGCUAGAAUCAGCUCAUUUAAUUUCACUUGUUUCAAGAGCUGAUGGUUUAUAAGGUAACAAUGCAGUGCAGAACAUGGCUCCUAAUGUAUAUUCAUCAACUUUUUGUAACUCAUAGGUUAUUGCGCAUUUCUUUAUGGUAUAAAUGUUGUG
Molecule: messenger RNA, 572 nt
Organism: Chilo suppressalis (striped riceborer)
Lineage: Eukaryota; Metazoa; Arthropoda; Insecta; Lepidoptera; Crambidae
Source: the annotation of a GenBank genome assembly